Messenger RNA from Athalia rosae (coleseed sawfly), 1670 nucleotides. RefSeq names its product calcineurin subunit B type 2. NCBI's taxonomy places the organism in Eukaryota, Metazoa, Arthropoda, Insecta, Hymenoptera, Athaliidae. Gene Ontology annotation, molecular function: calcium-dependent protein serine/threonine phosphatase regulator activity; calcium ion binding. The record is from RefSeq and is a predicted model, not a curated record. Bases 133 to 645 code for a protein of 170 amino acids. The transcript has 5 exons.
GCCAUGAAAUCAGCGCAUAGUCCGAAUCCCGCAAAAGAAGUAGUCACCUGAUCAAUGCCCUGGUGAUCAAGAUUCACGUUUGACGUUUCCAAUAAUUUCUUGCCAUAUAAAGUCGCGUAUAACUAAUCGAACAUGGGUAAUGAAAGUUCGCUGCCGAUGGAAUUGUGCUCGAAUUUCGACGCCGAUGAACUCAGGAGGCUUGGAAAACGUUUUCGAAAAUUGGAUCUAGACAAUAGCGGUGCAUUGAGUAUAGACGAAUUUAUGACACUGCCAGAACUCCAACAAAAUCCUUUGGUACAACGUGUUAUCGAGAUAUUUGAUGCCGAUGGUAACGGUGAAGUGGAUUUCAAAGAAUUCAUACAAGGUGUUUCGCAGUUCAGCGUCAAGGGUGAUAAGGAGAGUAAAUUAAGAUUUGCCUUCAGAAUCUAUGACAUGGACAACGACGGUUACAUAAGUAACGGAGAAUUAUUCCAAGUUCUAAAAAUGAUGGUCGGUAAUAAUUUGAAAGACACUCAACUACAGCAAAUCGUCGAUAAAACGAUUUUAUUUGCCGACAAAGAUGAAGAUGGUAAAAUCAGUUUUGAAGAAUUCUGUUCUGUUGUCGGUAAUACGGACAUACACAAGAAGAUGGUAGUCGAUGUCUAAUGAAAGAAAUUCGGUUUAAAAAACGUUGAAAACAAAACCAACAAAAAAAAAAGAAAAAAAAGAGCAUGCUUAGAUCGUAAAAAAAUUUCAUCUUUAUCAAUUAAUUAUUAAUUAUUACGCAUAAUAUAAAUUUAUCACAUAGUAAUAUAGGUAAAAAAGGAAAACAAAUGAUGAAAAAAAGGCGACCGCCGAGUCGGUCCAUCUUGUAACACUGCGCACCGAUGAUGUGUACUCAUCGUCGCAGUGUUCUACGAAGAAAAGUUAUUUACAAAUUGAAUCAUUAUAAGAGUCUAUUACUGCUAUAUUAAUUAUUUAUAAUCUGUUAUGUGUAUAUUUAAAAAAACUACAAGCUUUCUUGAGGUAGGAUCUCGUUCGUUAUUGCCACACUGCUCAGUGUGCGCAAACUUAUAAAAGAAAAAUUCGAAACAACGUUAUUCAAUUCAUUGAUCGAUAUCAUUACACGAAAUAUUAUUAUUUGUAUUAUAUUUCUCCUAAACUUAUACAUACUUACCUUGUACACAUAAUACAUAAUUAUGUAUAUUCUUCGAUAGAGCUGUUGCUUGUCGUUUCUGACUCUUUGCACAUAAAAAAAGCAAAAACAAAAAAAAAUACCGAGAAAAGAAAAGAAAAGCAAAAAAAAACAACUUUUAAUCACAAGUACCUAGCGAAUGCCAAAGACGUGCUGUAAUAAACAACAUCAUGAAAGUUUCUUUUGCAAACAGCAAUAAUAAUAGCCACGUUGUACUUAAAAUCGUUCAAAAUAUAUUAGCGAGUAAUCGAUAUUUGUCUUUUUUACUCACAAAAAAAAAAAUUAAUAAAAAUAAAUAACAAGUAAUAGGAAAACGAAAGAAAAAAAACGAAAAUGCAAAAAAAAAUAAAUAAAUAAUAACUAAAUCAGUCCAACAAAUGUUUACGACAAUUGUUAUAAGGAAAACUCAUAAUUUCAUCGAUAUAUAUAUAUAUAUAACAUGAAAAGUGAUCGUGCUCUUUUUAUAAUAAUAAAAUAAACAAAUUGAAAAAAAAAA